UCGAGGCAGCUGCUCUCUGCAGGUUUGAUGCCCCAUUCAAAGACUGGUUGCUUGCGCUGAAAAUGACCCUGCCUCUCCGCCGUGCAGGAAUGGCCACCACUGGGAACCUUUCUGAAGAGCAGGUGCACUGCUCUAUCUGUCUGGACGUCUUCACCAACCCAGUUUCUAUUCCCUGUGGUCACAAUUUCUGCCAGAGUUGCAUCCUAGGAUACUGGAAAACCAGCCCUUUGUAUCAGUGUCCCAUGUGCAAAAAGUCCUUCUACAAAAGGCCUGAUAUCAGUGUGAACACUGUCUUGAGGGAAAUUGCAGAGCAGUUCAAGCAGAUCAGGGUUAAGAGCAUUGAGGGGAAGGGAAGCGGGGAGGAAGAAGAGGGGAAAACCAAGAAGUGGACAAUGGAGAGAAGGAAAAAAGAGGAUGAGGAAAGGCUUUUGGAGAAAGAUCAGAAGCAGCAGCUUCUGGAGGAGCUGAAGCAAAAGCAAGAGGAGAAGAAGAAGAAAGAGGGGUUGAAGGAGAAACAUGGAGACGAGUUACCACCAUUAAUCCCUCCAUCCAAAACUUCUCCUCCACCGUCACCUCAAGCUGCAGCUCAGGCUCCACCGCCACUUCCCCAAACAUCACCACCACCCUCACCUCAAAUCCCCGCCUCUCCACUUCCUCAAACCUCACCUUCACCUUCGCCUUCUACCGCUUCACUCCCAACUCCAUCCUGGGAGGAGGUCCUGUGUGACGUCUGCUUGGGGGAAGGUCGGCCGAAAGCGGUCAAAUCUUGCCUCGUGUGUCUUACCUCCUACUGCGAGGAGCAUCUCAAAUCUCACACCGCCAGAUUCACCAAGCACAAGCUAAUGGAGCCUGUUGCCAACAUGGAGGACAGGAUGUGUCCAAAGCAUGAAAGGCUCCUGGAGCUGUUCUGUAAGAAAGAUCAGACUUGUGUGUGUGUUCUCUGCACUGAGACCGACCACAGGGCGCAUUACACUGUCCCUGUGGAGAGAGAAUGGACAGAGAAAAAGGCGCUGCUGAAAAGGACAGGAAUAGAUGUCCAGCAGAUGAUUCAGGACAGAGUGAAAAAGGUGGAGGAGAUGAAGCACUCUGUGGAGCUCAACAAAGCCAGUGCUAAAAGAGAGAUCGAGGAAAGCAUGCAGGUCUUCUCGGAGCUGGUUCGCUCCAUCCAGAAAACCCAGGCUGAGCUGGUUUUGGUCAUCGAGGAGAAGCAGAGGCAGACAGAGAGGUGGGCUGAAGGCCUAAUCACUGAACUGGACCAGGAAAUUGCUGAACUAAAGAAAAGAAACACAGAUUUGGAAAACGUAGCUCGGACUGACCACAUCAACUUCUUAAAGAGCUUCCCUGCCCUCAGUACUCCUCCUUCUGUAAAAGACUGGUCUGAGAUCAGUGUUCCCACUGACACGUGUGUCGGCCUGAUCAGGAGAUCUGUGUCCAAACUGGAAGCAACAUUAAGUGAAAUGAUUGAUAAACUGUCUGAAAGUGAAAUCAGACAACUUUUGAAAUAUUCAGUGGAUGUCACUCUGGACCCUGACACAGCCAACCCUUGGCUGCAGCUCUCGCAAGACAGACAUCAGGUGAGACAUCUGGGAGCCUGGCAGGACCUUCCAGACCAGCCUGAUCGCUUUGACACUGUGGUCAUAGUACUCGGCCGCGAGGGCUUCACUUCAGGCAGACACUACUGGGAGGUUCAGGUAGGGGACAAAGACGAUUGGUACCUUGGAGUGGCCAAGUCUUCAGUCAACAGAAAGGGCAGGAUCUCUGUCAGCACAACCCAAGGCUACUGGGCUCUGGCCAUGAAGAAAGGCCAAGAGUACAGGGUGUCAACAUCUCCACCAUUUCUACUUUCCCUUGACCCCAAGCCAAAGAGAAUUGGUGUCUAUGUGGACUUUGAGGAGGGCCAAGUUUCUUUUUAUGAUGUGAGAGCGCGGACCCAUAUUUAUACGUUUGAAGAUAACUUUACGGAGAAGAUUCUGCCCUUUUUCUACCUGUACUGCUGCGACAAAGCCUCAGAUACCAUGGUGAUCUGUCCUGUCAAUGAGAAAAGCCUGAUCAAGCAAAGUUAAGGACAUGAUUGACCAACAGAACACCAAAAUGCUAUGAAACAGACUGGAUUUGAUGCACUUAGAUCAUUUGGAAUUGUGGUUAUAUGUAUUUAUGUGUAGUUGCAUCCAAAUAUUUGGCUGUACAUAGUCAAAACGUAUUUCAAGGUGAUUAAGGGUAUGUCCACGGGGCACCGAAGCCGGUUCAGGUGUGAAAACGGUGGUGAAAACUAGGGGAAAGGCUUCAACAUCCCCACGACACAGCUGUAGUACAUACUACGCGUGUUCAUCACAUUGACGUCAUAUCCUCGAGUUGUGCGGCUUUAUACGCACAGUACCACAGACGGUAGAGGACUCAAACCUAUCCACUUUGGUACCUGGCUCAGACAUGGUCAGUUUCAUGGAGGCUAAUCCCUGGCUUCAUGGAGAUGAAAGGGUGGUUUGCUAAAAUAUUUUUGCGGUUUUGCUGCAGUCUGGCGUCGUGGGGACGGUCCCUAAGUCUGCUGAACAUAAACUGAUCUAGAAAGGGCAGAAAAUGAACGAAAAAGGUUAUUCUAUAAACAUUUUAAUCAAGAUUUGUGUAUUAUUGUUUUACUUUGUUCAACUGUUAAGAGAAAACAACAGAAAAGUUUUUAGCUUUCAGAGGCAAACAAGGUGAUUCAGAGCUUGACAGGGUUAUUUUUUUACGUCAGUCACAGGUCUGAUGCCCAGAGCUCUUAAAAAAUAUUAUAACUUAUACCCAGAAAGCAGGGAAAAACUAUAAGAAGUAAAAACAUUUAAGAUAAAGAGCAAUUCUGUGAGAAAACUUUUUCAGGAGUGCUCCGGAUCUCAAAAGGGGGUGAAGGUUGUAUAACUGGCGAGACCUGGAAAUGACUGCACACUGAUUUCCAUUCAGCAUGGUUGAAAUUCUGAUGUGACUUAAGGUGUUGCUUCAAGCAGACACAAAGUAAAACAGUCUGUUUUUGAAAAGGAGUGUUUUUGUCCUGCUAUUGAGGCAAAUUGUCAGUAGAGUGAAUCGAAGAAUACAUUUCAAAAUGUGUAUAAGCCAUAAAACAUGAAAGAAGCCUGAAUGCCUCUAAAAACUUCUACUUUACACUAAUACCUGCUGUAGCUGGUAAAUCUGUUUUAAAAUUCUUUUUAAAAAUGUUAAACAAACAGGAUGUGAGAUGUUAUUUAAUAAUUAGUUGGGGUGCUGUCAUAAUGCCAUCUGUUUCUACAUGUUUCCAGUCCUAAAAACAAACUAACAGGCUGUUGGCGUUCACUUCCAAUUUAUUGCACAGAGCAGCACUAAUAACAGCUCUGAGAGAUUCAUAAAUAAAUACAUAAGAAAGGUUUGUGUUCACUUAUCUGAGAUAAUUGCAUGUCGAUUUUUCGGUGUGACUGAUCUUUGAAAGGUUUAAAGUUGUAAGAGAAAAGUUUACAACAAUAAAUCUUAUUUUUAAAAAUGCUCAUAUAUAAUUUUUUGUUUUUUCUUUUGAGUUUUAUUUCAGGGGAAGUAUGUAACAUGACCACACUCACAAAAUACAAUGAGUUGGUCCAGUCUCACAGCAGUUAUUUAUAUAAAUUUUCCAUGAAGGACGCUCGGAUUAAAAAGGGUUACAACCUUUACUGCAACAUGAGAUACUUUGCAUGAGAAUAGAUUCUGAAUUCUACAGAAUUACAGAAAUGCAGGUGAGUUAUUAAAGAAAGUUGUGUUUUCUGCUUUUUUUCAGCUUUUGAAAUCAACAUCUGUAAGAGUGAUAGAGGAAUAUAAUGUGCAACCAGAUUGUGACUCAGUGUCUGAGUCUAAGUUGGUGUUUCAUAAAGAU
Molecule: messenger RNA, 3847 nt
Organism: Melanotaenia boesemani (Boeseman's rainbowfish)
Lineage: Eukaryota; Metazoa; Chordata; Actinopteri; Atheriniformes; Melanotaeniidae
Product: E3 ubiquitin-protein ligase TRIM7
Exons: 7
Coding region: 63-2063 (666 amino acids)
Molecular function (GO): protein binding; zinc ion binding
Source: RefSeq, a predicted model, not a curated record